This is a messenger RNA of Marasmius oreades (fairy-ring Marasmius), 567 nucleotides long. RefSeq lists its product as uncharacterized. Bases 1 to 567 code for a protein of 188 amino acids. Lineage: Eukaryota; Fungi; Basidiomycota; Agaricomycetes; Agaricales; Marasmiaceae. The record is from RefSeq and is a predicted model, not a curated record. The transcript has 4 exons.
AUGGCAGUCAUCAACGACAGAGACGAGAUCCAAAAUUGGGCGGGGCUCGCCAACAAUGGCCAGUUGACUGUGGUCGUACUCGUCUGUACAGGACUCUUUGGACUCUACCGCUACCUCAGAUCCGUCAUCUGCCCUUGCAUCACCCCAUUCGAAUUAGACCUAGCUUCGAGGAUCCUCGACGAUACCUAUCAAGCUGCAGAGCGCGACGUGCCAGAUUGGGAUGAUAUUGCGAAUGACUAUCUCAGUCUUAGAAUUGAGGCUACCCAUAUCCGCGAGAAAAGUCUCCAAGGCUCGUCUUGGAAGACAUGUCUCGGUUUCCACCCCGCAUUGAUGUUCGAUAUUGCCUAUUAUCAUACCAAAUGUGAGGAACUGAAGUGUAGGAUCCUCACCGCCCACGAACGAAACCUCCGAAGUCACCUUGGGGCAGAACAAUAUCGACGGCAGUUCUCGACAACGACGAGGUUGCCACCUCAAACUGCAUUCUUUGCAUCUGCCUAUGAAAGCCCGUUCCGUUCACUUGCACAGUAUGAGGACUAUUCUCCACGUCCUUACAACGCAGAGAUUUAA